Messenger RNA from Rhodotorula graminis WP1, 1092 nucleotides. RefSeq lists its product as uncharacterized. NCBI's taxonomy places the organism in Eukaryota, Fungi, Basidiomycota, Microbotryomycetes, Sporidiobolales, Sporidiobolaceae. The annotation marks the transcript as partial. The transcript is spliced from 7 exons. The record is from RefSeq and is a predicted model, not a curated record. Gene Ontology annotation, cellular component: MutLalpha complex. Gene Ontology annotation, biological process: mismatch repair. Gene Ontology annotation, molecular function: ATP-dependent DNA damage sensor activity; mismatched DNA binding; ATP hydrolysis activity.
GCCAUCGACCGCACGUCGGUCCAUCGCCUCACCAGUGGCCAAGUCGUCGUCGACUUGCAGACUGCCGGCGCGUCCCCCUCUCCCUCGGUCGCCUGGCGAGAGUCGAGCUCACCCCUCUCCUCCUCCUCCCCGAACGCAGUCAAGGAGCUCGUCGAGAACGCGCUCGAUGCCGGCGCAACUUCUGUCGACAUCACGUUCCGCGACGCCGGCGUCGAGUCGAUCGAGGUCAAGGACAACGGCAAGGGCAUCGACCAGGGCGACUGGGAGGGCAUCGCGCUCAAGCACCACACGUCGAAGCUCGCCUCGUUCGCCGACCUCGCCGCCGUCGCGACGCUCGGCUUCCGCGGCGAGGCCCUUUCGUCCCUGUGCGGCGUCGCAAACCUCUCGAUGGUGACCUCGACCGCGUCCACCGCCCCGAUGGGCACCUCGCUCGCGUUCGCCCACAGCGGCGCGUGCACGCCCCUCAAAAAAGUGGCGCGCGAGCGCGGCACGACCGUCAAGGUCGAGCGCCUGUUUGACCGCCUCCCCGUCCGGCGCAAGGAGCUCGUCAAGAACGCGCAGCGCGAGCUCGCAAAGGCGCUCGCGCUCGUCCAGGCGUACGCGCUCGUCAACGUCGGCGUCCGGUUCGAGGCGAGGAACGUCACAAAGGGGUGCACGCUCGUCCAGCUCAAGACGACGGCGUCGACCUCGCUCCGCACGGCCUUCUCGUACCUGUUCUCGCCCAAGGACCUGCCGUCGCUCCUCGACCUCGACCUCACGUUCGACGUCACGACCGAGAAGAGCGUCAUGAAGCUUGACGGGCCAACGCGCAGCGCGACGACGAUCCACGUCAAGGGCCUCAUCUCCAAGCCGUCAACCGGGCAUGGGCGCACGUCGGGCAACCGCCAGUUCUUCUACAUCAACGGCCGGCCGUUUCAACCCGCAAAGGUCGCCAAGGCGGUCAACGAGGUGUACAAGUCGUUCAACGCGAACCAGUUCCCCUGCAUCGUCGCCGACUUUCAGCUCGCGCCCGACGCCUACGACGUCAACGUCUCGCCCGACAAGCGCACCAUCUUUCUCCACUCGGAGGGCAACCUCAUCGCGGCGCUCAAG